GAUGGCGAGUCUAAGAAGAAGCGAGGCCGCCUCAUGGGCAAGCUGUUUGGCAAGGACCGCAAAGCUGAGGAGUCGGCCAACGCCGCAUCUGUAGAUGCCUUCCUGCACAGCUCUGCCGACACGCUCAACGUCUCCCACCCGCCGCCACCGCUUCCUCCCCAGGUCUCGCUCUCGCUGCCCAAGCUGGACACCAGCAUCUCUCGCUUCCCCCAAGCUCAGCAAGCUCAGCAGAUCCGCACUGUAGCUCCAGGCGCUGGCAAUGAUGUCCGAUCUCCAAAGCGAAGCCCACGACCGAGCCGCAAGGGCCUCUCGGUGAGGUUCACGGAAUCAUACCCCGAGAUCAUGGGCGAAGGCGGUGACGAGUCCGAGACGCCAACGAUAGAGAUAUCGAGGAGGAAGAAGGACCGCCAGCAACCUCCCCCACCGACACCGCCUCAGAGUCGGCCGAACCCACCUUCGAGCAGGCCCUCUUACUCCAACAACGAUCUGUCGUCCUUGCAGGAUGACUUCGUACCAAAGCCCAUAUCUCGAACCCAAACCGGCUACUCGACCAAUUCGUCGAUGCUGGAACCACAGACCCCUAGUAGAAACCUCUUGGGAGUUUCAAGCAACACUGAUGAAAACAGAAAGUCCUUCAUCGAGAUUCAUCAGGCCCAGAUGGCACUGGCGGAGGGAAGGGCCUUUGCCAAGGCUGCCCGCACCGCCAGUGCAGCAUCCGAGCAUGAUUGGGGUGAGAGGAAGCUGCCCUCAUCCCGCGAGCUAAACGAUUCCCCAGAACCUACGUCUCCCGAAGCCCAGGCCAGGCCAACUACCGACUACAGCCCUGUUACCUCCAUGUCUACAAACUCCAGCACCUACCCGUCGCCGAGCAAUCCAACUGCAUCAAAGUCGUUACGCGACAUUCCGCGACGCCCAAGCGGCAGCUCCCAGAAUGACCCCCCGCCCCGCGCUCCACCGUCCAUGGCUUCGAGAGCGCUCUCGGUUCGUGUCACUGACGCGGUAGCCGGCAGCGAAGCCCUCAAGACUUUUGUUGCCAGAAGCAGGCAUCUCUUUGCGCUAUUCCGUCUACAUGCCGAGCAAGUACGGCCGCUGUCAUCUUGUUCCCAGUCGCAGCUUGCGCGAGGAAGUCUUUGGUGGUUUUUGAGAGGCAGAAUGGGCUUGGAGGCAGCUAUUCGUGACCGCCCAACUACUCCCCAGUCGCAAAUGCAGCUCGACCUAGACCGACAGCAGGCGCACUCUAACCUGGCCAAAUCGUAUUGGCUCUGCCAGGAAAUCCUCCCCAACCUCGUUGAAUCUCAAGGCCUGGCGCCAGAUGCCGAGGUUGCGGACGUGGCUCAAAAUCUGGUGACGGCUCUGACGAAACUUGCCAUCUCGAUGAAGCGAAACCAAAUUCUCCCUCCGGAAGAUGCCGUGCUACCGCAGACCAUUGACAAGUCCAUCUGGGUGGAAUAUCCUCCGCUGAGCCAGGAUAUGGUCGCCUUGCUGACGGGCAACUGGGGCGGCGGCCUGACCGCGAUGCAGCACCCCAUGACCUACCUCGAGCUGCUGGACGCUUUCCCCGUGGGCGAUACGGCGGAAACGUUUUGCUACGGCAGAUUGCCCGCCGAGGUUUACCUCAUGGAGCAAGGGAGGGAGAACAAGCAGUUGCGCUUCCUCUGCAUGCUGUCUCUGGUUCGGCCCACCAAGCAGAACGGACUCAUCUUUGUCCUUUCUAGCCAGGACGGCAACAUCCAACUGCCAAUCCAAGAUCGAACAAGCGCAGGCGGGCCAUGCUGGGAGGACAUUCGCUGGAGACCCGAGACUUCUUCCUUUGACCUACGUCUGCCCCGUGGCUUCAAGCUGUCGGUACAGCUGUCACAGAGCGACUACAGAAUGCUUUACAACAUGUACGACUACGCCUCGAAGCUCCAGCAAACGCUCCAGCCGCGGCCAGACGAGCAGGUGGUGUUUCGAAACACACUCAAAUCCUUCCAGUACCUGGAUGCGGACCCCAACUCCCGAGCAUUCCCCAAGGAUCCGAUACCUUCUUGCGACCUAGCCCUCUUCGAAAAGCUCCGCAAGGAGAAUGGACCACAGGGACAACGAUGCUGGCACACCGGGCUCCGCAUAGCAGUUGUUACUGGGCCAAAGACGAGAACGGCAUGCGGAGUAUCUCACACCUAUCCUCCACCACUGCCAGUGCAGUUUGGAUUCUUUAGAGCCGAAGGAGACCUGCCAGCCUUUUCAGUCAAGUUUGAAAACGGUCGGCAGAAAGGCCGAAUGGUUAUGGUGUUUAGCGACGAAAAGGAACGCACUCGCUUCCACUCGCUGCUCACCGGCACGUCUAUAGAACCCGGUGAGAAGGUCUUUACCGAUGUACAAGUUACCGGCGUUACCAUUGCCCAAAGUCUUCGUGAGCCACUUGGCAUGGCGCCUUUUAGCCGGCUGCAGUGGAAGGCCGGCAGAGUCGUGAAUGACGAGUACGGCUCCGAGGGAGAUGCUCCCCCCACGGUCCUUGCGGACAGGCUGAGGAUUGUCCUGGAGCAUCAGUACGGUACCAUAACUGACAGAAUCAACGUCGAACCCGGGGAACUGCGAAUGCGCCUAGAGGUCAGCAACGCCAAAGUGCUCAAGCUCCUCCGCCAACCACAGCAGGACAUGACGAUUGCAAUCGCUGAAUCGCAAGUGGGCAAGGACGUGCCGCGGAAUAUGUGGGACUCGCUGCAGCUCAUCAAAAUGAACCAGACGAUACGGUCAAUCGAGUUCAGCAGCCUCAAGGACCUCCACGCCUUCCAACACGCAGUCUUUGGCUUUGAAGUCAUUUUCGAUGCGCUGGCAGUCACAUUUGCCAUUGCGCGGCGUCGCAUGGUUGUGCCCAUUCACAAGAAGUGGGAGGCGGGAUAUACCAGAAUUCAGGUCAUCAGGCAAGAAGACAAGCAGCUGCAGUUGCUGGCAUUCUUUGAAGAGUUCAGCCACGGGCACUGCAUGAAUUUUGUGCUCAAGGGCACCGAUCUUUACGAGGCUUUCCACAGAGGCAGCAAGUCGGGCAUUCGGUUUGUCGAUGCCAAAUUUCCGCUCCCGCGGCUGCCGGCCGACAAGGACGGCGACUACGACGACAUGGCCUUUGUCUGCCUAGAUCUCCCGGAUCUACCGGGUGAGCACGACGAUAUCUCCAUCAUGUUUGAAAGCGAAGAAGACCGGGAUCGUCUAGCUCAGUGUCUUCCAGCCUCCAUCAAGGGUUCUUCGAGGAUAUCA
Molecule: messenger RNA, 3234 nt
Organism: Trichoderma virens Gv29-8
Lineage: Eukaryota; Fungi; Ascomycota; Sordariomycetes; Hypocreales; Hypocreaceae
Exons: 3
Source: RefSeq, a predicted model, not a curated record